UAAUUUCUACAACACAACAAAGCACAUCAAAAUCUUUGUUUUUGUUACGAAAAGCACAUCAAAAUCUUCUCUCAAAAUGAUGAAGAUGUUUGCUCAGAUGACGGGGGCUUGUCUGGUGCUGGCAUUGGUGAUUCCAGUGGUCUCCUCCCAAUACGACUACGACAAUACAACGAAACCAAGUUCUGCUGUCACCGUUGCCACGGAUAUCUUCACCGGCUUGGCCAUAGCCACCGUGGCUCUAGUGGCUGGUUUCAUCUACUGAAAUUUCGUAAAUUUCUAAUUUGUGUUUUAAGAGUUUAAAAUGAUUUUUUUGGUGAAAAUACUGAAGAUUGACAAAAAUUUGUAAUCUAAUGGUUUGUGUUAAUAUUGUCGUGUAAUUAUUUAAUAUCCAGGUUCAAUCCUGUAUAUCGUAUGAUGAUGACCAAUAAACUAAAAGAUAAAAA
Molecule: messenger RNA, 443 nt
Organism: Arabidopsis arenosa
Lineage: Eukaryota; Viridiplantae; Streptophyta; Magnoliopsida; Brassicales; Brassicaceae
Source: the annotation of a GenBank genome assembly